AUGAAUGGCGGUUGGGUAACCGUUGUUAAAGGGUAUUUUAACGCCAUUAAAGCCAAUUUUUGGCGUAGUGAAACAUGGCGGUAUGAGAUCUACGCACCUGAUGGAAUUUGGAUUGCUGCAACUCUUAGUGAUCGUUACCAGUUUCCCUCCCAAGAUGAGGUUUGUUAUGUUGCCGGUAUUGCACCUCAAUACACCCGAUCUGCCCAACUCUUUAGGCUUUUAAUUAACACUGGCUCAAGGUAUACAAGACGAGAAAGAGUGGACAAUGUAUUAAUCAUAAACUCGAAUUUCAGCCCACAAUUCCAUCCGGAAAGGCAGAUCAGCAUUCAAAGGCCAAUAAGUUAUUAUAUAGAUGAAAAUGGCACAAGGCGAAGUCUAAGCAUUAGCAGAUAUCAUCCAAACGAUGGCCCCUAUAACACCACUUCCUUUCAAAAGAGGGAUCUAAGAACCACCUCCCUCAUAGAUUGGUACAUGGAUGGGGUGGGUAACUUAGAGAGUUAUGUAGAUGCUGCAUUUCGUUCCUCGCGGAAAAAUGAAGCAUACCUAUUCAUGAAGAAUGAGUAUUUGCUACUGAACUAUGCACCUGGGUCAACAAAUGACAGAGUAGUUAAUGGACCGCUUCUUAUACGCGACGGGUUCCCUUCACUAAAGGGUACCCCCUUUGCAGAGUAUGGAAUAGACUGUGCUUUUGGGUCUCAUAAUCACAAUGAGUCUUUCAUCUUCUCCGGAAUAUUCUGUGCCCGGAUAAACUUUGCUCCGGGCACUACAGACGACUAUAUAAUUGAUGGUCCUAUGAUUAUCACUAGGAUGUUCUCGUUCUUUAGAAAGACGGUCUUCGAAAACGGGGUAGAUGCUGCAUUUGAGUCCUCAACUAAAUAUGAAGCUUAUCUCUUUAAAGGUGAUCAAUAUGCUCUUAUAAACUAUAAUAAUGGUGGUUCUAGUUCAACACCUCGUUUUAUUGCCAUCCGUCCUAUAUCGCAGGGCUUUGGUGGUUUGAGAAACACCAUCUUUGAAAGCGGGUUCGAUGCAGCAUUUUCUUCACACUACAACCAUAAAGAGGCCUACCUGUUUAAAGGAGAUUCAUAUGCACUCAUGAACUUCGCUCCUGGUUCAACAAAUGACUACAUUAUUGGCGGGGUCAAGAAAAUCCUUCCUAACAACUGGCCUUCUUUACGACCCAUAUUGCCUCGGUACAACCGUGGUAUUGACCUACCUGCUGAUGAACCAAGUUCUGUUGGUCAGCCUGGAGGUCAUCAGGAAUUGUGA
Messenger RNA from Chenopodium quinoa (quinoa), 1266 nucleotides. Its product is annotated as albumin-2-like. The transcript has 2 exons. Lineage: Eukaryota; Viridiplantae; Streptophyta; Magnoliopsida; Caryophyllales; Amaranthaceae. Bases 1 to 1266 code for a protein of 421 amino acids. The record is from RefSeq and is a predicted model, not a curated record.